Messenger RNA from Cornus florida, 2001 nucleotides. RefSeq names its product inositol-3-phosphate synthase-like. The transcript is spliced from 10 exons. Gene Ontology annotation, cellular component: cytoplasm. Lineage: Eukaryota; Viridiplantae; Streptophyta; Magnoliopsida; Cornales; Cornaceae. The coding region runs from base 141 to 1673 and encodes 510 amino acids. Gene Ontology annotation, biological process: phospholipid biosynthetic process; inositol biosynthetic process. The record is from RefSeq and is a predicted model, not a curated record. Gene Ontology annotation, molecular function: inositol-3-phosphate synthase activity.
AUGUGGGAGGCCAUACACACAUUAUAGGAAUUCACCGAGAGAGGUAGAGAGAGCUAAACGUUUCUACAUCUUAUUAAUCGUUUCACUCUCAUUUUCUCUCUCUAGGGUUUGUUAAGAUUGUUCCAUUUGUUGUGGGAAAAAUGUUCAUCCAGAGCUUUAAGGUAGAGAGCCCAAAUGUUAAGUACACAGACACUGAGAUUCAUUCUGUGUUCAACUAUGAAACCACAGAGCUUGUUCAUGAGAACCGCAAUGGUACCUAUCAAUGGCUUGUCAAGCCCAAAACUGUCAAAUACGAGUUCAAGACCCAAACCCAUGUCCCCAAACUAGGGGUUAUGCUUGUGGGUUGGGGAGGAAACAACGGUUCAACCCUCACUGGUGGUGUUAUUGCAAAUCGGGAAGGGAUCUCAUGGGCUACCAAAGACAAGGUGCAACAAGCCAACUAUUUCGGGUCACUGACCCAGGCAUCCACAAUCCGAGUUGGCUCUUUCAGUGGAGAGGAGAUUUAUGCCCCCUUCAAGAGCCUGCUCCCCAUGGUGAACCCAGAUGACAUUGUGUUUGGGGGUUGGGACAUAAGUGACAUGAACUUGGCAGAUGCAAUGGCCAGGGCUAAGGUCCUGGACAUUGAUCUGCAGAAGCAAUUGAGGCCUUACAUGGAAUCCAUGGUCCCACUCCCUGGUAUCUACGACCCUGAUUUCAUUGCUGCCAAUCAAGGCUCUCGUGCUAACAACGUGAUCAAAGGAACCAAGAAAGAGCAAGUUGAACAAAUCAUAAAGGAUAUUAGGGAGUUUAAGAAGGCAAACAAGGUAGAUAAGGUGGUGGUGCUGUGGACUGCCAACACAGAAAGAUACAGUAAUGUAGUUGUUGGCCUAAAUGACACCAUGGAGAACCUCUUAGCUUCCGUGGGAAAGAAUGAAGCUGAGAUUUCUCCUUCUACUUUAUAUGCUAUAGCUUGUGUUAUGGAAAACGUUCCUUUCAUCAAUGGAAGUCCACAGAACACUUUUGUUCCAGGGAUGAUUGACUUGGCUAUACAGAGGAACAGUUUGAUUGGUGGAGAUGACUUUAAGAGUGGGCAGACCAAGAUGAAGUCCGUACUAGUUGAUUUCCUUGUUGGGGCUGGAAUCAAGCCAACAUCAAUAGUUAGCUACAACCAUUUGGGAAACAAUGAUGGCAUGAAUCUCUCUGCUCCUCAAACCUUCCGCUCCAAGGAGAUCUCCAAGAGCAAUGUCGUGGACGACAUGGUGUGUAGCAAUGGUAUCCUUUAUGAGCCUGGCGAGCAUCCUGACCACGUCGUUGUAAUCAAGUAUGUGCCGUACGUUGGAGACAGCAAGAGGGCCAUGGAUGAGUACAUAUCAGAGAUAUUCAUGGGGGGCAAGAGUACAAUAGUGUUGCAUAACACAUGUGAGGACUCCUUGUUGGCAGCUCCAAUUAUCUUGGACUUGGUCCUUCUCGCUGAACUCAGCACUCGCAUUCAGCUCAAAGCUGAAGGAGAGGGCAAGUUUCACUCAUUCCACCCUGUGGCUACCAUCCUCAGCUACCUCACCAAGGCCCCUCUUGUACCACCAGGCACACCGGUGGUGAAUGCUCUGUCAAAGCAGAGGGCAAUGCUUGAGAACAUACUGAGAGCUUGUGUUGGAUUAUCUCCUGAAAACAAUAUGAUUUUGGAGUACAAGUGAAGAAAUAUAGUAAGAGGUUUAUGGAAGAUUGGUGAAUGACAACUUGCAUAGGACCAUCUUCCCUCAUCUUUUCUUUAAAUAUGAAGACAAGUGUUAAUGUUUAGAAAAUGUAGUACUUGUGUGGUAGACUGGUUAUCAGUCAGUGUUAUUAUCUUCUCUCUUUUUGUUUUUAGGAGGCGAUGGCAUGUGUAAUCUGUUUGCUUUGGCUCAGUUUAGAGCAAGCAAGCAAGCACCCCUUUCUACUGGAACAUAUAUAUAUAUAUAUAUAUAUAAUAUUCUAAAAUAGUUGUAAAAUUGUGUAUAAUAGAGCAAUAUCUACUUUAGGUCU